AUGAGGGUGCAGGGUGGUGAUAACAAGGGGCAGGGUGGUGAUAACAAGGGGCAGGGUGGUGAUAACAAGGUGCAGGGUGGUGAUAACAAGGUGCAGGGUGGUGAUAACAAGGGGCAGGGUGGUGAUAGCAAGGGGCAGGGUGGUGAUAGCAAGGUGCAGGGUGGUGAUAACAAGGUGCAGGGUGGUGAUAACAAGGUGCAGGGUGGUGAUAACAAGAGGCAGGCUGGUGAUAACCAGGGACAGGCUGGUGAUAACAAGGGACAGGUUGGUGAUAACAAGGGGCAGGGUGGUGAUAACCAGGGACAGGUUGGUGAUAACCAGGUGCAGGGUGGUGAUAACAAGGGGCAGGGUGGUGAUAACCAGGGGCAGGGUGGUGAUAACCAGGUGCAGGGUGGUGAUAACAAGGGGCAGGGUGGUGAUAACCAGGGACAGGUUGGUGAUAACCAGGUGCAGGGUGGUGAUAACAAGGGGCAUGCUGGUGAUAACCAGGGACAGGUUGGUGAUAACCAGGUGCAGGGUGGUGAUAACAAGGGGCAGGGUGGUGAUAACAAGAGGCAGGUUGGUGAUAACCAGGGACAGGUUGGUGAUAACCAGGUGCAGGGUGGUGAUAACAAGGGGCAGGGUGGUGAUAACCAGGGACAGGUUGGUGAUAACAAGGGACAGGGUGGUGAUAACAAGGGGAAGGGUGGUGAUAACAAGGGGAAGGGUGGUGAUAACAAGGGGCAGGGUGGUGAUAACCAGGGACAGGGUGGUGAUAACCAGGUGCAGGGUGGUGAUAACAAGGGGAAGGGUGGUGAUAACCAGGGGCAGGGUGGUGAUAACAAGGGGCAGGGUGGUGUUAACAAGGGGCAGGUUGGUGAUAACCAGGGACAGGUUGGUGAUAACCAGGUGCAGGGUGGUGAUAACCAGGGGCAGGGUGGUGAUAACCAGGUGCAGUGUGGUGAUAACCAGGGACAAGUUGGUGAUAACCAGGGACAGGGUGGUGAUAACCAGGGACAGGUUGGUGAUAACCAGGUGCAGGGUGGUGAUAACAAGGGGCAGGGUGGUGAUAACAAGAGGCAGGUUGGUGAUAACCAGGGACAGGUUGGUGAUAACAAGGGGCAGGGUGGUGAUAACAAGGGGCAGGGUGGUGAUAACCAGGGACAGGUUGGUGAUAACAAGGGACAGGUUGGUGAUAACAAGGGACAGGUUGGUGAUAACCAGGGGAAGGGUGGUGAUAACAAGGGGAAGGGUGGUGAUAACAAGGGGCAGGGUGGUGAUAACCAGGGACAGGGUGGUGAUAACCAGGUGCAGGGUGGUGAUAACAAGGGGAAGGGUGGUGAUAACAAGGGGAAGGGUGGUGAUAACCAGGGGCAGGGUGGUGAUAACAAGGGGCAGGGUGGUGUUAACAAGGGGCAGGUUGGUGAUAACCAGGGACAGGUUGGUGAUAACCAGGUGCAGGGUGGUGAUAACCAGGGGCAGGGUGGUGAUAACCAGGUGCAGUGUGGUGAUAACCAGGUACAGGUUGGUGAUAACCAGGGGCAGUGUGGUGAUAACCAGGGGCAGGGUGGUGAUAACAAGAGGCAGGGUGGUGAUAACCAGUGA
Molecule: messenger RNA, 1584 nt
Organism: Gigantopelta aegis
Lineage: Eukaryota; Metazoa; Mollusca; Gastropoda; Neomphalida; Peltospiridae
Exons: 4
Coding region: 1-1584 (527 amino acids)
Source: RefSeq, a predicted model, not a curated record